GAGUCGGAGACCCGGUGUGCGAAAGUGCCUGCAAAGUUUGUUAUCCUUGUGAGUUAGCCCGUGAACAGCUAUCAUGGAGACACUCGAAGUCCUGGCAUCCAUUACUAGGCUCAGUGAUCGCGUAGUGAGAGUGUUGGGCCAGAACCCAGGAAAAUUCACACUUCAAGGGACAAAUACUUAUCUUAUCGGCGAGCGCAACCCCUACACGCUCAUCGACACUGGUGAAGGCAAUGAUGCAUACAUCCCUCAGCUCGAGUCCGCCCUCUCCAACACUUGCAAGCUCACGAACACAAAUGAACCCCACAUAUCCGACAUCGUCAUCUCUCACUGGCACCAUGACCACACACGCGGGAUCAACUCCGUCCUUUCGCUCUUACGGAGAAUGUGGGACGGGCGGAACAAACCGGCUCAGUUCAAGCCUCCACUCCCCGACGACCGCGCCCUCUAUACAGCUGACACCGUCCUAGGCCAGGGAACAGCAGUAUUUGAGGACCUGGGCACAUAUAUUUCCUCCCUGCACAGGCUCCUCGCAUUUCAAUCUGAUUAUACUGUGUUGUACCCCGGGCAUGGCCCUAUUGUCGCUGAGGGCCCUAAGCUUAUCGGUACAUACGUCGCACAUCGUAUGGAGAGAGAGGCGCAGAUCGUUAGCGUCAUUGAGAAACCUAGAUCUGACGGACAGCCUUGGUCUACGUGGGGAAUUGUAUCCACGAUAUAUUCUGCGUACCCGCAGGAUCUAUGGGAGGGCGCGGCACAAAGCGUGAAUCAGCAUCUUGCGAAGCUUCAAGCCGAGGGCAAGGCGAAGAAGGUUGGGGGCGAGGGCAAGGACGUCAAGUGGGAGCUGCUAGCGAAGCUAUGA
Molecule: messenger RNA, 856 nt
Organism: Suillus fuscotomentosus
Lineage: Eukaryota; Fungi; Basidiomycota; Agaricomycetes; Boletales; Suillaceae
Product: beta-lactamase-like protein
Exons: 5
Coding region: 74-856 (260 amino acids)
Biological process (GO): secondary metabolite biosynthetic process
Source: RefSeq, a predicted model, not a curated record